This is a messenger RNA of Carassius auratus (goldfish), 3021 nucleotides long. RefSeq lists its product as uncharacterized. The transcript is spliced from 9 exons. The record is from RefSeq and is a predicted model, not a curated record. The coding region runs from base 1424 to 2992 and encodes 522 amino acids. Lineage: Eukaryota; Metazoa; Chordata; Actinopteri; Cypriniformes; Cyprinidae.
UUUCAGUGUAAGGUCUUCUGGUGUUACAGUGUUCAAAUAAAAGUGUACAUUUAAUGUAAUAAACACCAGCUUGUGUGAAAUGGUGCCCCCAUGUGGUGCAAUAUUUUGGUGUUGCGCUUCCAAACACCUGUCCAGUGUUAAUUAUACAUACGGGAACUUGAAGUAAUUGAAGCAAUGCAGUCCGCAUUUGGCAAUCUACCCUGUUUGGAAAAAAUGGCGGCUCUUUCGGUGGAAGCGUGCGAUUGAAAGCAAAACACAAAAGUAAGAUCUAGAAUCUUAACUUUUAACAUUUUGUUUUAAUACAACUACAUACAUCUAAUUGAUAUGCAGAGUUUGUUUUAAUAAGUUCUGUUUCAGUGAGACGGAAAGUAAACUAGCUUUUGUGAGUCAGAUUAAUAGCCUGGCAGGCUGUAUAUUGUAAUUUUAGUAAAAUCUAAAAUGUCUAAACAUCAGAACUGCGUUAUGUAUUGUAUACAUGUGGCUUUAUUUUUUUUUUGGUCGGAUUAAUUAAAUUUUAUAGGCAUUUUGGGCGCGAAGAUCUACACCGGUUCAGUGUUUAUUUUACAUACGGGAUAUUUUCAGUCGUUGUGUUGGUCUCAUUUGAAAGAAACGAGAACCGCGCUUGAAGCACAAGUACACAGUUCUGGUAUUUUCUCUAUUCCGUACAAGAUAAAACUACAGGUAAGACUUACGAACCUGAUUAUGUUUGUUUUAAUCAAUUAAAUGACGACCAAUCUAUUUUAGAAAGGAGUUUCAUCGAUAUAGUAAUGUUGUCAAACGUUACUAUAAACGUUACUGUUUAAAAACGUUAAAUAUUUCUAACGUCUUGCAUAUUCUCCUCCCGAAAAAAUACUGUAGAACAUUCAUUUAUUUGAAUAUAUGUGGUGAGUGUGUAAAAGUAUACUUGUUAAAAGGUUAUUAUAGAAGAUACCCAUUUCUGAAGCAGCGCAAUUGAAUGUUAAAACUGUAACGUUAAACAUUCUGCAUUUUUGUAACUUAUUUUGUACAUUUUGUAAUUGUUAGUGAAAACUGACGAUUUCAUAUAUGGCCUUAGGCUGUUUUUUAAUCGAAUAAUUUCAAUUUGUGUAGAAACUUUGGCGCGAAGAUCAACUCUGGGUCAGUGUUAUUUUACAUACGGGCCAUUUCAGUCAAAUUGUUGGCCAUUUGAAACACCGCGCUUGAAGCACACAGUUAUGGUCUUUUCUCAAAUCAGUGCAAGAUAAAGCCACAGGUAAGACUUACAAUCUUGAUUAUGUGUGUUUUGAUAAGUAAAAUGGUUUAUAUUGUUUCAUACUGAAUGUGAACUAAUUUCUGAUACAAAGAUAGCGCUCAUCACUUUUUUUAAUUUAUAUGCCUAGUUUAAUAUAGGAAUGUUUUUUUUUUAAACUUGUGUCUUUUUGUUUUGAAGCAAAACAUCGACAGUAUGCUGUUUAAGGUGCAGUACCAACAUCACAGAAAGUACAUAAAGCUUACUGGAUCGUCUUAUGAUUCUGUAAUCAAGGAUGUCAAGCAGAAGUUUGACAUCUCCACAGAUCGUAAGGUUUAUUUAGCUGAUGAGACUGGAACAGAAGUAGAUGAAGAUGUUUUUGCUGACAUAAUUGAGCAAAAGCCUGACACUCUCUGGAUGGUAGUUGAUGCUGUGGCUGUAGCAGACUCCCCUGCACACACAAGCUAUCCAUCUUCAAAUAAGACCAAUACACCAUCACUUAAUUCAGUUGCAUCAUCGUCAGACACACAGCCAUCAGACAGCGAUGGUCCUUUCUUUCCACCUAAAAGAGCUCGUUGUGAUGACCAUUUGCAAGAAGCUAAGGAGCUUGUGAAAAGUGUUUUAGAAAAAAAGCCUGCUGGGGAGAAGAUAUUUCAGGAAUACGAAACAACUGGGAAAAUCACAGAUUCCACAAGACGGAUUCUUGUGAACGCAUUAGUUGGAGACAUGAUUGAUAAAUAUGGGAGUAUUCCACCUAAGGACAUCAGAGUUAAAUAUGCAGUUGGGAUUGUGACUCUGUUUCCCUCUCUCAAGGAUCCCUAUUCCAGAAAAGGCUAUGAACACUUCUAUGAUGCAGAAGGUAACUCCGGAUAUAUAGCAUGGAGACUGAAGACAGUUCAACGUAACAACCGUUGCAGCAGAACCACUUCUGAUGAUAAAUGUGAGAGGAGGGGUCCUCGAACCGAAAGAGUGUUUUCCACAACAGAAAAGCAGCUAGAAGGAGAUCGCUGUCAAGAAGCCAUUUCAUUUUUGAAACAUUGUUCGGAUCCAGAACAAGUGACUGCAAAGAUGAAAUCUACUUUCCAGUUUCGCCAAAAAAUGAUCCAUGAUCCUGAAAAAUCCUCAUCUGUUCUUUCCUUAUUUCCAAGGUUUCUUGACACAAAAGGACUUGUGCUUCAAGACUUUGAGUUACUAUUUGGAGUGGAGACUGCAUCUAAACUUCUGGAGAAGUGGGACUCUACUCUGAAGCAAAAAGUCAUUCAAGAAGCCAAAAACCUCACCCAGUCACUGCUUUUGAGUUGUCUGAUUCAGUCUGCAGAACACUGCAACACCACUCAAGGAGACUGGGACAGUGAUAUGUCUUCCCUGUUAUUGCUGGUGUAUCUCCUGCCUCCACCUUCUAGUGGAAAUAAGAAGUCUGUCAAGAUCAGUGUGCAAAAUGCUUUGGAUCGCGUAGUAAGAUUUCACAAGUCCUGUUGCAGUUUUGAAGAAGUCCUUGGAUCAACACAGACAACACAGCCCUACAUCUUGGCAGUUGGCACUUCGAAGAGUAGCAUCCAUGACUACUACAUUGCUGUGGAUGAGCGGCUCAUCCCCUGCAUGGCUAAGUCCUCUCUCUCAGCUUUUGAUGAACUUUUUAAAGUUCAUUAUGUGUUUGGCAUUUCAUAUGAUGCCGCUUUGCACAAUAUGUUUACCUUUCUUCAGACCACGAUUUACAACAUUGAUGUAGGCAUUACCCGUGAAAGCCCACGAGUCGGAGAUCUUCGAGCCAAGAUUCUUAAUUAAGUGUUGUUACACCAUCAUCUUUAAAACAU